Messenger RNA from Komagataella phaffii GS115, 3183 nucleotides. Its product is annotated as Subunit alpha of assimilatory sulfite reductase. The coding region runs from base 1 to 3183 and encodes 1060 amino acids. Gene Ontology annotation, molecular function: sulfite reductase (NADPH) activity; flavin adenine dinucleotide binding; FMN binding. The record is from RefSeq and is a predicted model, not a curated record. NCBI's taxonomy places the organism in Eukaryota, Fungi, Ascomycota, Pichiomycetes, Pichiales, Pichiaceae. The transcript has a single exon. Gene Ontology annotation, cellular component: cytosol.
AUGCCUUCCAUUUCACAGCGUGGUUCACGUAACAAUUCGUUUAGUUCGGAAACUACGGUUCCAUCGCUCGCUGAGGCCUCUGCUGUCUCGCCCUUUGGUCUCCCCACUGACCCAGAAUCGCUGUACGGAACGACCCUGACAUCGGCCCACACUGUGAUCACUACUGUGCCUUAUUAUUUGUCAGAUAGAUUGUUUAGUUAUGCAGCUCCUGGUGCGGAUGGUGCCUUAGAUGCUGCUGCUCAUCUGUGGAGGACAUAUUUAAGACCUAACGCUCAAGGAAAUGUGCCUCAUUUAACCAGAUUUGAUAUCAGAUCUGGUGCUUCCAAUGCCAUUUUGGGUUAUCUGUCAGGGCUAGAGCCUUCCGCUGUGGUGCCUGUUUUAGUUCCUGGCGCUGCUUUGACUUAUAUGCGCCCUGUUCUGGCUGAGCGUAGGGACUCACCUGUACCAGUCGCUUUCAAUGUUUCUGCAUUGGAUUAUGAUUUUGAAACCUCUACCCUGGUGUCCAACUAUGUUGAACCAUUGAAUGCUGCCCGUUAUUUGGGUUACUCUGUGUUCACUCCAUUGAGCAAAAACGAGGCUCAAAGCAUCGCCAUUUUAACUCAUGCGCUGGCCAACAUUGAGCCAACCCUCAAUUUGUACGAUGGCCCUUCUUACCUCAAACAAUCUGGAAAAAUCGAAGGCAUAUUAACUGGUGAAAAGCUGUUCCAGCUUUACCAGAAACUGCUAGCUGAGAUCCCUUCUUGGUCGAAAAUAGAGUCCUACAAGAGACCUGCUGCUGCUUUAGCCUCCUUGAGCAAACUCACCGGUUCUAGACUGAAAUCUUUCGAAUACGCCGGCCACAAUUCACCUUCGACCGUUUUUGUUAUCCAUGGAUCAGUAGAAUCUGAACUUUUGUUGCACACUGUAGAACGCUUUGCUGAGAAAGACGUCCAAAUUGGCGCUAUUGCAGUUAGAGUUCCGCUCCCCUUCAAUAUUGACGAGUUUGCUUCUUCUUUUCCAUCUUCUACCAGAAGAAUUGUCGUCAUUGGCCAGGUUCAAAGCUCUUCUUCUUCUUCUUUAAAGAAAGAUGUCGCUGCCUCUUUGUUCUGGAAACUCGGUGCUUCUGCUCCAGCUGUCGCAGAGUUUGUCUAUGAGCCAAGCUUCAAUUGGAGUAGCGAUUCCUUGGAGUCGAUUAUUGCCUCUUAUGAAGUCCUUCCAAAAUCAACCUCAGCCACCAAAGGAGACUACAUUUUCUGGACCGCUGACAAUGGUCGUUUUGCGGAAGUUGCUUCCAAGAUUGCCUAUUCCUUUUCACUUAGGGAUGACAACAAGCUAAGUUACAGAGCAAAAUUUGACAAUAUCAAUGGUGCGGGCGUACUGCAGGCUCAACUAAGAACUAAUUCUCUUGUUGCCACCGAUAUUGAUGCGGCAGACAUUGUCUUCGUAGAGGGUUUCAAGUUGUUGCAAGCCUUCGAUGUGGUUUCAACCGCCAAAGAAGGUGCUACGUUAAUUAUUGCAUCUUCAGACUCAAUUGAAGAUUUGGACAAGGUUGUAGAGUCAUUUCCCACUACUUUCAAACGUGAUGCUGCUACAAAGAAUUUGAAGAUUCUUCUCAUCGACUUGGCAUCUGUUGGUGAGCAGGAAGGUCUUGGUGCUAGAACGGGACCAAUUGCUUGCCAGGCUAUUUUUUAUAGGGUUGCUCAACCUGAGUUGGCUGACCAGCUGACUCGUUACUUGUGGGAAGGAGCAGCCUCUGAGACUGAAUUAUUGGCUUCAGUUGUUGCUGAAGUUAUUUCCAAAGUUGAAGAAGUUGGUAUCAAGGAACUUUCCGUCGAUAAAGAAUGGGCCUCUCUUCCAACAGGGGAAGAAGAAGAAGUCAUUUUACCCCCUAGACCGCUUGAAACUUCAUUUGAGCCCAAUCUUAGGGAAUCUGCAAUUGUCCCUCCUCCAGCCAUCAGUUCCAAGCUCGAACUCUCAAAGAAACUCGUUUUCAAGGAGAGUUAUGGUUUGACUAACAGCCUAAGACCUGACUUACCCGUUAGGAAUUUUAUCGUCAAAGUCAAGGAAAACAGACGUCUGACCCCCGACGAUUACUCACGUAAUAUUUUCCAUAUUGAGUUCGAUGUCUCUGGUACCGGAUUGACUUAUGACAUUGGAGAAGCGCUUGGAAUUCAUGGUCGUAACGACCCUGCACUGGUCGAAGAGUUCAUCCAAUGGUAUGGUCUCAAUGGUGAAGACCUUAUCGAUGUUCCUUCUAGAGAUGAUCCUAACACAUUAGAAACCCGGACCAUCUUCCAGAGUUUGGUGGAAAACAUUGAUUUGUUUGGAAAACCACCUAAACGUUUCUACGAGGCAUUGGCUCCAUUCGCUCUUGACAGCAGUGAAAAAGCUAAAUUGGAGAAAUUGGCUUCUCCUGAAGGAGCUCCGCUGCUUAAGGCUUAUCAAGAGGACGAAUUUUACUCUUUUGCGGACAUUUUGGAACUGUUCCCAUCUGCCAAACCAACUGCCAGCGAUUUGGUUCAGAUUGUCUCUCCGCUGAAGAGACGUGAAUACUCCAUUGCUUCCUCUCAGAAGAUGCAUCCUAAUGAGGUCCAUCUGCUCAUUGUUGUUGUCGAUUGGAUUGACAAAAGAGGUCGUCAAAGAUUUGGACAGUGCUCCCAUUACCUUUCUGAACUUAGUGUUGGGUCUGAACUGGUUGUCAGUGUUAAACCUUCGGUCAUGAAGCUGCCACCAUUGUCUACCCAGCCUAUUGUUAUGGCUGGUCUGGGUACAGGAUUAGCCCCAUUCAAGGCUUUCGUCGAAGAGAAAAUCUGGCAGAAGCAACAAGGAAUGGAGAUUGGUGAAGUUUAUCUGUAUUUGGGUGCUCGUCACCGUAAAGAGGAAUACCUGUAUGGAGAAUUGUGGGAAGCUUACAUGGACGCCGGAAUUGUCACACAUGUAGGAGCUGCUUUCUCCAGAGACCAGCCUCACAAGAUUUACAUUCAAGAUCGUAUUAGAGAGAACUUGAAAGAGUUGACCUCUGCCAUCGCUGACAAGAAUGGUUCUUUCUACCUAUGUGGUCCAACUUGGCCAGUUCCGGACAUUACGGCCUGUUUGCAAGAUAUCAUCGAAAGUGAUGCUGCUAGACGUGGAGUCAAGGUUGACGCUGACCAUGAGAUUGAGGAGAUGAAGGAAUCCGGUCGUUACAUCUUAGAGGUUUAUUAG